AUGGGCUCAAUGGCAGACACCAAGCGUCUCGUAACAGCAGACGACAUCGAUCGUCUCCGGCAACUACUCAGCGACACCGAUGCUGAAGUUCGCGGUCCUUCUGAUACCGGCUACGACAAAUCAAUCGAUCGAUGGUCGAAAGCAGCAGAGAAGCCCGCCGGACUAGCUAUCGCUCCAGCGUCUGCCCAGGACGUUGCCAUUGCUGUCAAGUAUGCUGCUGAGAAUGGACUGGAUCUCGCGGUUAAAGGCGGUGGCCACUCGACUGCAGGUGCUUCUAGUACGGACGGCGGCAUCUUGAUCGAUUUGCAAAGUAAGAUGCGCAAGGUCACCGUCGACACUGAGAAGAAUCUCCUCCACGUCCAGGGCGGAGCACUCUGGUCCGAUGUCGACGAGGCUGCUUGGAACCAUGGUCUUGCGACAGUCGGCGGUACUGUUGCGGAUACUGGUAUUGGCGGUCUCACGCUGGGCGGCGGGUAUGGCGUGCUUUCUGGCGCCCACGGGCUGGUUAUUGACAAUACUGUCUCGUUCGAGACGGUGCUUGCGAACGGCGAGGUUAAGAGGUCUAGUAAAGAAGAGAACGCUGACCUCUUCUGGGCUCUGAACGGAGCUGGACAGAACUUUGGCGUUACGACUGAGUUUGUUUUCCAAGCGCAUCCGCAGGAUAAGAUCUAUAUGGGGACGAUGUUGUUCCCGGCUGAAGCCAUCUCGAAGCUUGUCGCCGCUCUGAACGAACUGUACAAGGUCAACGAGACUCCCCAAGGGCCGCAGACGAAGAGUCUUGGACGAGCAAUGAGUCUUGUUGGUUUUGCAAAACCUCCUCCCGCUGAAGGGAAGACUAUGGUGUUGAUGAAUGCUGUCUUCGACGGCCCCGAGGAAGAAGGGAAGAAGAUGUUCCAGCCGUUCUUUGAUAUUGGGCCGGCUGUUAACGAAAUGAGGAUGGACGCCUACCCCAACGCAAACAAGCUUGUCCCAGCAAUGUACGGCAUGCGCAGCUCGAUGAAAGGCGCCGCACAUAUGAUGCCUUUGCGGGAGCAAUUCGUGCACGACAUCAAAACCGCUUACGAUGGCUUCAUCGACACUUGUCCAGAUGCGGCCCUCAGUGUCGUCGCGUGGGAGCUAUACGAUCCAGUCAAAGUAGCAGCCAGCGAUGAAGGCAGCUUUGCGAAUCGUGGAUAUCAUUUCAACAGCCUUGUGAUGCCGAUGUGGAGCAAGGCAGAGAACGACGCUCAGUGUAGGCAGUUCGCUCGGGACCUCUCCAACAUGUUCAAGAAGGAGAUAUCGGAGCACGGGGCGAAAGCUAGUGGUGGUAUUGAAGGUGGUGCCAGUGUUCGUGGGCGGAAGGGCGCUGUGCUACUUUAUGGCAACUAUGAUCAAUACGACGAGAUAUCGAAGGAUGUGUACGGCGACAACUACCCACGGCUGCAGAAGAUCAAGGCGCAGUAUGACCCGAAGAACAUGUUCAACAAGCUGUUUGCCAUACAGCCGGAGGGUGCGUCAGCGCAGCUAUAA
Molecule: messenger RNA, 1509 nt
Organism: Saxophila tyrrhenica
Lineage: Eukaryota; Fungi; Ascomycota; Dothideomycetes; Mycosphaerellales; Extremaceae
Exons: 3
Coding region: 1-1509 (502 amino acids)
Molecular function (GO): FAD binding; oxidoreductase activity
Source: RefSeq, a predicted model, not a curated record